Striga asiatica is the source of this 2422-nucleotide messenger RNA. The record is from the annotation of a GenBank genome assembly. Lineage: Eukaryota; Viridiplantae; Streptophyta; Magnoliopsida; Lamiales; Orobanchaceae.
AAGAAUUCGUAGAACCUUGUUAUUUCGUCCUCCACAAAAACACCGUCGCGAAACACCAGCUCCGGCGUCGUUGCCGUACCUUUAUCUGAACAUAAACAUCCUUCAUUAUUAACAGCAUCAAUCAUUCAAUACUCAAAACCCCGUCACCAGUGCGUCACCGUCUUCUGUCUCACUCUGCCUACAAGCGAAAAAAAAAAAAAGAAAGGAAUUAUCCCAACCCUUAUAACAUCUUGCAUUUUCGUAGAAAUAUCCUGAAAAAUAAAGGACACCCAGUUGGAAUAGAGUGAGAGAAAAAAAAAAUGAUGGGCUACGAAAACCAGGGAUAUGAAGAAGCGCAUCUCCACGCGCCGAAAGAGCAGAUGUCGUCGAUCAUCCUCGCCAAUGAUGAUCCAUCGCUACCAUCCAAUGGCUCGAAAUCGUUUAUCGAUGACCCACUCACUUCAUCUUCACAGUUCGUCGAGAUCCCUACUGACGAUGCUGAUCAUCCGAGCUCGCCCCCAUCGAAACAAAACCCAAACCCUAGCCACAGCUCAAUCAAUUCCUUCCUCGAGCCCCCUUCUUAUGCAGAAGCAGUUUUCAAAUCCUUCGAUUUGGAUUCAAUUGAUUCUGCUGAUAUUAACGGCCAAGAUCUCUCCCCGUUGGCAUCGCCGUCGUUUUCAUCAUAUUACCUCAAAAUCUCAGUUUCAGAUCCACAGAGGGAGCAGGAGCUAUCUAGUUCACUUGUCCCGGGAGGAAAUACAUACGUUUCAUACUUGAUUACAACCUUCACAAACAUGCCAGAAUUUAGCGGCACUGAAUUUAAUGUCAGGAGGCGAUUUCGAGAUGUAGUUGCCCUUGCUGAUAGAUUAGCAGAGAACUUUCGUGGGUUUUUUAUUCCAUUGAGGCCGGAUAAGGGUGUGGUGGAGAGCCAGGUGAUGCAGACUAACGAAUUUGUCGAGCAAAGGCGUGCGGCAUUGGAGAAAUAUCUGAAGCGUCUUGCCGCACACCCUGUAAUAAGGAUGAGCGAGGAACUGCGGCUGUUUCUAGAAACUUCUGGGAAAAUGUCGCUGGCAAGGACGAAUGACUUGUCGUCAAGAAUGUUCGAUAGUGGGCUGGCUGAAACAAGUGAGGCAGUGCUGCCUGCAAGGGGUGGGAGGGAUUUCUUGAGGAUGUUUAAGGAGUUGAAGCAGUCGGUGUCGAAUGAUUGGGUUGGGGCAAAGCCACCGAUUGUCGAUAUUGAUAAAGAGUUUUUGGACAGGAAAGAAAAUUUGCAGGAUUUCGAGCAGCAGUUGGUGAAUGUUUCUCAGCAGGCUGAAUCACUUGUCAAAGCCCAGCAAGAUAUCGGGGAAACAAUGGGUCAACUGGGCCUAGCAUUUGUCAAAUUAACCAAAUUUGAAACAGAGGAAGCUAUUUAUAAUUCCCAAAGAGCGCGUGCUUUGGACAUGAAAAAUGUGGCUACUGCUUCCGUAAAAGCAAGUAGAUUAUAUCGUGAAUUAAAUGCUCGAACUGUCAAACAUUUGGACAAGCUUCAUGACUAUCUUGGUGUGAUGCUUGCUGUGAAUAAUGCAUUUUCGGACCGAUCAAGUGCUUUUUUGACCGUACAAACUCUUUUAUCUGAUUUAUCAUCAUUACAUUCAAGAAUAGAGAAGCUAGAAGCUGCUUCGUCGAAGAUAUUUGGUGGUGAUAGAUCGAGGAUUCGGAAAAUAGAAGAGCUGCGAGAAACUGUUAGAGUAACCGAGGAUGCUAAAAAUUCUGCAGUUAGAGAAUAUGAAAGAAUCAAGAGCAACCGUCUUAAGACAGAGAGAACAAUUUCUUUUAUUGUUCAAACACAUGAGACCUUCUUUUCUGUCGAGUACAUACCAUCAUCUUUUGAAUCAGGAGCAGUAGAUGGAGAUGGAGCAUUUGAGCCUUUGAGUUUGACGGUCAUUCCCAAAGCAGAUCGUCUCAGAACAGGAACAAAUGGAAAAGGAGAAGAUAAUUCUUAUUAUGAAAAUAAUAGAAAUGAGCUUGAGAGAUUAGAAAAGGAGAGGCAUGAUGAUUUUGUGAACAUGCUGAAAGGAUUCAUUGUUAAUCAGUGUGCUCAGAAAGAUUGGAAACAUGUAAAGAUGAUGGUGGGGCCGUGCAAGUCCCACAUUUUUGCUUCUGAAUCGGAUGCUGGAUAUGCUGAGAAGAUGGCUAAUGUAUGGGAGACAGUUGCUGAAGAAACUAGUGGAUAUGCAAAGAAAAUCGAUAGCUGAAUAUCAGAUUGUACAUAUAUUUGUUUCAAUCUAGUCAUACGGUGUUAAUGAAGUUACCUUUCUCCAUUGUUAUUAUCACUAUAUUUCUUAGACAUCUAAACUAGGUGAAAGUAUGUAAAAAAUUAUCGAGCUGUUGUUUGUCUCAAUUAUUUUAAUUUUUAUGCUUUGGUUUUAAAUGAUCUUUGACGUUUAUUAUUCUUCUGAAG